CAACGACAACCUGACUUUUUAUCUAGUCUUGGCUCUGGCUGUGGUUUCGUUUCUCUUUAUCGUGUCUAUCAUCGCCAUACUGUCAGUUAAAUGCUACAGAUGGAGACGCGAGCGGAUGUUUUACGAAUCUGGAGCGAAUCUCCCAGUUAUUCCGUAUUAUCCACCCCUUUACGCAGACGGAACAGGGACUUUAAAGCAAGUGUUUAAUUACGAGAUGUGCGGAACGUCUGACUCCAGAAAGAGUGAUCUAAAAUUUGUGCGGCCCUGCAGUGAGAGCAUCGUUAGUCUGGACGCAGGAGGAACGCAGACACUGCAAUACAUGCAGGAGAAUAAAGACAUAUGCAGAGAGGUUUGCUGUUUGCGCCUGGCUCCAUCAAUGUCAUAUUCAAAACGCACUCAGGAAAAUUAUAUUGCCGUUCUAAAACUGAACCCUAAGCGUCGCUGUUGUUUGAUGGGGUUGAUAUUUCUGGUUUAAUUCAUGAUACACGCCUUCGCUUAUCCAGACCAUUCGCGCAUGUAAGGCUUGUAUACCGCUAGUACAAAGAGUGCGCACAGCAAAAUCUGAAUGAGGCUUCUAACUAUAUCCUUGCUUUAGUUCAUUUUUCGUACUUCAAAAUUAUAUAUUUAAAGACCUUUAUACAUCAAUUUUAAGAGGAAAAUCGACGCUCAGCAUGAGAAGACCGAAUUGUAAUUAUGUAUGGCAGUCGUGUGUGCUACUGUUCUGUGGCCAUUUCCUCUAUAGCGUGGACGGGCAGGUCCGUUAUUCCGUGCCAGAGGAGAUGGCGCCUGGCUCAUUCGUCGGGGAUAUCAUUAAAGAUCUGGGUCUUGAUCCUAAAAGGCUGACGACGGGUAAAGCACGAAUCUUUUCAGCCGGUGGCCGGGAAUAUGUCGAGCUGGACCGAGAAAAGGGGCACAUCGUCAUUAAGGAGAGAAUUGACCGGGAGCUUUUGUGCGCUGGUGCUGCAUCUGCAUGCAGCCUGAGCUUUGAAGUCAUCUUAGAAAAUCCUAUCGAGCUCUAUCGCAUCACCGUAGAAAUUCUAGAUGUUAACGACAACAGUCCUGCAUUUACAAGAGGUGAAAUUACAUUAGAGAUCAGCGAGUCUGCUUCAACCGGAGCGCGCUUUAACGUGGACAGCGCAGUUGAUCCUGACGUUGGCAUUAAUAGUAUCCAAAGUUACUCAGUUCACCCGACGAAUCAUUUUACUUUAAAGACACAAAGUCGGUCAGGCAGCGGUAAAAACGUCGAGCUUGUUUUGCAAACGCCUUUAGACAGAGAAAAACAGGAACAUUUGUAUUUAACCAUAACUGCAACAGACGGAGGAAAUCCGAAACGCUCCGGCACGGUAAAAAUCCAUAUUAUUGUUUUAGAUAUAAAUGACAACGCACCUGUGUUGCAAAAGGACACAUACAGAAUAUCUGUACCCGAAAACACUGCAAAGGGAUCGUUACUGGUUAUUGUUAAUGCAACUGAUGCAGAUACAAUCUCAAAUGGACAAACUGGUUAUUAUGUCGAACACACCACUCCCAAAAUUCGAGACUUGUUCUCUGUCGAUCCCUCCAGUGGUGAAAUAAGGCUGAUUGGUGACCUCGAUUUUGAAGAAUCUGCUAUUUAUGAGUUUAAAAUUCAAGCUAAAGAUCAGGGGGGGUUAUCUGACUCCUCUGAUGUGAUAGUCGAGGUUACAGACGUAAAUGAUAAUGCACCAAAAAUGACGCUCAUGUCUUUUUCAAAUGCAAUACCCGAAAAUUCACCGCCUGGUACCGUUGUAGCUAUGAUAAAUAUACAAGAUAGCGACUCUGAAGAAAAUGGAAAGGUUAUCUGUUCCAUCGACAGAAGCCUCCCAUUCAAAAUCGACUCCUCGUUGACUAAUUAUUACAGUAUAGUCACUGACUCCGAGCUGGACAGAGAGGAUACAGGAGAAUAUAACAUCACCGUAACAGCUACAGAUAGUGGCCGUCCGCCUUUGUUUAGUAAAAAGACGCUGAACGUCAAGAUCACCGAUGUAAAUGAUCACGCACCUCAGUUUGAGCAGGAAUUGUAUAAUGCGUAUGUGAUGGAGAAUAAUUCCCCAUCUCUAUCUUUGUUCAGUGUAAAAGCGCACGACGCAGAUUUGGGUGCGAACGCGCGGGUCUCCUACUUUAUUUCUGAUAACGAUUUCAAUGGCACACCAGUUUCAUCCUUAGUUUCUAUAAACUCUGAUAGUGGAGCCGUUUAUGCAACGAAAUCCUUUGAUUACGAGCAAUUAAAAUCGUUUACGAUCAUAGUCAAAGCGCAAGAUGGAGGAUCACCUCCUCUCAGCAGCAACGCGAGUGUGAAAAUAAUCAUUCAGGACCAGAAUGACAACGCGCCUCAGGUUCUGUAUCCGGUCCAGUCUGGUGGUUCUGUGGUGGCUGAAAUAGUGCCUCGUUCGGCAGAUGUGGGUUAUCUGGUCACUAAAGUGGUCGCUGUUGAUGUGGACUCUGGACAGAAUGCCUGGCUCUCAUAUAAACUGCAGAAAGCCACAGACAGGGCGCUGUUUGAAGUGGGUUUACAGAAUGGAGAAAUAAGAACUGUGCGCCAGGUGACAGAUAAAGAUGCUGUGAAACAAAGACUCGCUGUUGUAGUGGAGGACAACGGACAGCCCUCUCGUUCAGCUACAGUCAAUGUUAACGUGGCGCUGGCGGACAGCUUCCCUGAAGUGCUCUCGGAGUUCACUGACUUUACGCACGACAAGGAAUACAACGACAACCUGACUUUUUAUCUAGUCUUGGCUCUGGCU
Messenger RNA from Triplophysa rosa, 2756 nucleotides. RefSeq names its product protocadherin gamma-A12-like. Gene Ontology annotation, cellular component: plasma membrane. The record is from RefSeq and is a predicted model, not a curated record. Gene Ontology annotation, biological process: homophilic cell-cell adhesion. NCBI's taxonomy places the organism in Eukaryota, Metazoa, Chordata, Actinopteri, Cypriniformes, Nemacheilidae. The annotation marks the transcript as partial. The transcript has 2 exons. Gene Ontology annotation, molecular function: calcium ion binding.